Messenger RNA from Zophobas morio, 1267 nucleotides. RefSeq names its product contactin-1-like. Bases 191 to 1114 code for a protein of 307 amino acids. NCBI's taxonomy places the organism in Eukaryota, Metazoa, Arthropoda, Insecta, Coleoptera, Tenebrionidae. The transcript is spliced from 6 exons. The record is from RefSeq and is a predicted model, not a curated record. Gene Ontology annotation, molecular function: protein binding.
GUGUUGUAUUUGAUUAUUUUUAUCACUGUGUUGUUGCAAUCAUAUUUGAGAUGGUAAUCAGAAUCACUUAGGUAAUAUUAAAAUAUGUAAAUUUUUGUAAACACGUGAAAUAACUGAAGAAAGUGAUAUGUUUGUGAAUAAGAAUAAUAAAAAUAUUUUUUAUAACAAUCUUCCGUAAAAAUAUGGAAGUAUGUGCAUUAAAAAGGUAUCAAUUCUGUGUGUAGUUUUUUGUUUUGUAAUUGUAAAAGGUGCAAAAAUUAAAGAAUUUGGCGUGGAUGUAGGACGUAACUUUACACUGCCAUGUCCAGUACAUAAUACUAAAGAUGUCAUGUGGAUUAAAGAAGAAAGAAACGACCAUCAGCAAACUCGAAUGAAAAUACUAGAAAAUGGCUCUUUAUUUAUACCUACAAUUGAGGGAAGUGAUGCAGGAAUCUACUCUUGUUUGAAAGCUAAUAGUGUGGAUGAUGAAAAAUCUCGAAUGAAAAUUGUUGUGAGAACACCUCCUCCAGCACUAGAGAAUGUUUCUGUACGACCAAGUUCUAUUAUUGCUUUAAUAUUGUGGGAGGUGAAUGGCACAGGUGGAUACCCAAUAAUAAAUUUUACUGCUCAAUAUCGGUUAGCCGGUUCAAACGGUGAAUGGUUACCUAUAUCCCCAAAUCAUAUCACACCAAAUUCUCGACAGAUUGAUGUUUAUAAAUUACAACCGAAUACUAGCUAUGAAUUUAGAAUUUGGGCUACCAAUAAACUGGGUAGGGGGGAAAUAACUGAAGUGAUUGGAACUACUUCACAUGAAUAUAAAGAAGAAGAAUUGGCUCGACGCAUGUUAGCUGGAGCAGACAAAUUCGACACGAGAGUAUGGGCCGUGGCCGUUGGGAUUGUUAUGGGAACUCUUAUUUUACUGGGAUUGGGAACAUGUUUCUUAUUAUACCAAGAAUGUCGCCUUCCUAGUGUUCCAGAAGAACAAGAGAUUAUAGAACUAGUUCCGAAUAUUAUAUUGAAUCCUGGAUUUGAGGGCAACAUACAAAGUGAACAAAUGCCCACAGACGAAAAUUCUAAUAAUGAAACGCCUUUGCGUUUGAACAAUAAUACAGUAGUGCAGCCUAGGAAUGUAUAGUUUUUUACUAGAUUUCGCUUUUACAAAUACAAUAGAAGAAAACAUUACGGGGACACAUGAUGAAUAGUUUAUAAUUCCAGUUUUCUCGAAUGCUUGUGUUCAAGGGUGUAUUGCCCAUAUGUGAUUUAAUGUUAGAAAUGUUAAGUUUUAAAA